Triplophysa rosa is the source of this 1491-nucleotide messenger RNA. Its product is annotated as meiotic recombination protein REC8 homolog. The transcript is spliced from 14 exons. Gene Ontology annotation, molecular function: chromatin binding; protein binding. The record is from RefSeq and is a predicted model, not a curated record. NCBI's taxonomy places the organism in Eukaryota, Metazoa, Chordata, Actinopteri, Cypriniformes, Nemacheilidae. Gene Ontology annotation, biological process: replication-born double-strand break repair via sister chromatid exchange; mitotic sister chromatid cohesion; synaptonemal complex assembly. Gene Ontology annotation, cellular component: synaptonemal complex; cohesin complex. The coding region runs from base 1 to 1491 and encodes 496 amino acids.
AUGUUUUUCUACCCAAAUGUUCUUAAUCACCGGACUGGUUGCUUUGCCACAAUAUGGUUGGCUGCCACAAAAGGAAGAAAGAUCAGUCGACGGGAUCUGCUCAAAGUUAAUGUUCAGCGCACCUGCUGUGACAUCUUGGAUUACGUACUAGUCAGAGUCCCGCCUCCAGCGGCAGGACUGCCCCGCCCUCGAUUCUCUCUGUAUCUCUCCUCUCAGCUGCAGUAUGGAGUGGUGCUUGUCUAUCACAGACAGUGUGACUUUUUGUUAGAUCCUAAGAGAAAUGAAAGUCCCCUCUUCAAGGUCCUCCUACUUACCUUUAGGCAAAGUCACAUGAUGCCUGAUGCUCUUGCGCUAUUAGAUGAGACAGAAUGGGCGAGGGAUCCCUUCUUUGGAGUUAUGGACACUGGGUAUGGCCUGCCAAGCCCAAGCAGCCUCAUUCAGAUGGCUCAGAGAAUGGAGGAGGCUUUACCAGAGCGUGCCUCACCCACAAGAGAACCAACUCCACCUUCAGAUGGCAUCACAGCCAGCCAGGAGUCAAUCACCCUGACUGAAAGAGAACCAGUUACAUUGCGUGAACCAGAGUUUGAAGGAGAAGAACUACAGGAAUCUGGCAUAAUCGAUUUAUUGCUGGAACAGCCAGAUUACUUUCCUGAAGGUGAGGAAGAGAGACAGCAGGAGAUAGAAAGACAGGGAGAGCAAAUAGAAAAAGAGCCCGAAGAGGUCAGAGAGCCGGAGGUUCCUGAGGAGAGAGAGCAAGAGAGAGCAGCGCUGGAAAGAGACAUAACGCCAUCAGUUUCUUUAGACAUGGAACAAAUCACCGGCGUAUCAAGCAGGGAUGUUUUCCUGCUACCUGAGGAGGAUUUGGGGCUGCCCAUGGAGAUGCCUGUGUUAGAAGAAAGAGAAAAGACCCCAGAGCCUGUGCUUCUACCCAUACCAUCCCCUCCACUUGGCGAGGAAGAGGAAAAUGGCAUGGAGCCCAGGAGAGAUGAGGGGCUUGCAGCAGUGAGUCCUGAAUUCCCUGAAGUGCGGAGAAAGAGGAGGAGGCAGCUGCUCUUCAUUGAUAAAGAUACCCAGAUUUCUCAGGAGGAAAUGAGGGCACAGAUUAAUGAUGUAGAGACAGAGACCAGGGCAUUGGCGGAUGUUCUGGUCAAACUGCCUGUUAAACAAACUGAUCCUAAAAAACUGCUCGGGAACCCCUGCAUGAGCCUUCCACCUGAAAUCCUGGCGCUAUGGAAACAGGCAGCAGUCAUAAAGCCCAUUCUUCCAUCCAGACGUCGUUGGGCUGUUCCAGAAGCAGAGAUACCAGAGAGAGAGGAACAAAGAGAAGAACCACGAGAGGUAGAACAGGAGAGAGAGCUCAGCUCAAAAGAGAUUCCCAGAGAAAUGGUGGAGUCUGACCUAUUCCAGCAAGAAACACCUGCCUCUUCGGUGGUCCUGGAGACAACCGACAAGGAUUUUUCUCCAAUCGAGACGCCUGAAAUUAGACGGUGA